Molecule: messenger RNA, 1419 nt
Organism: Thecamonas trahens ATCC 50062
Lineage: Eukaryota; Apusomonadida; Apusomonadidae
Exons: 2
Coding region: 1-1419 (472 amino acids)
Biological process (GO): ubiquitin-dependent protein catabolic process
Cellular component (GO): cytosol
Molecular function (GO): polyubiquitin modification-dependent protein binding
Source: RefSeq, a predicted model, not a curated record
AUGAAGGUCUCUAUCAAGACCAUUCGCGGCGAAGUGUACAGCGUGGACGCGGAGGAGAGCGAGACCAUUGCCGAGCUCAAGACCCGUAUCUCCACCGUCACCAGCAUCCCGCAGGACCAGCAGCGGGUCAUCUUUGCCGGUCACGUCAUGAAGGACGACCGGACGGUCGAGUCGUAUGGCAUCAAGGAUGGCAACACGAUCCAUCUCGUUAAGGGUGCGGCCAAGACAGCUGCGGGUGCUGCGCCUGCUGCACCGGCGGCUGCAGCAACUGCGCCCGCGACGACAGGCACCGCGCCGAUGGACACGGCGGGCGGAGCGCCGCCGCCGUCGGCGGGAGUUGGCGGAGGUGGGUUUAACCCGUGGGGCGCGGCUGGUGGUGGCGCAGCUGGCGGCGGCGGAGCCAACCCGUUUGCGGCGAUGAUGGGCGGAGGUGCGGCUGGCGGCGUGCCCAACGUGGCGGCGCUGCUGCAGGACCCGGCGCAAAUGGAGCGGAUGAUGCAGUCGCCGAUGAUGCAGGCGCUGUUGGAUAACCCGGAGAUGCUGCAGAGCAUGAUGUCAGCCAACCCGAUGAUGCAGUCGCUCAUCGACGGCAACCCGGAGCUUGCGGCGGCGCUCAACGAUCCGGCAACGAUUCGGCAGAGCCUGGAGAUGAUGCGGAACCCGGAGGCGCUGGCAGAGAUGAUGCGCAACAACGAUGUGGCCAUGGCGAACAUACAGGCACAGCCCGGUGGCUUUGACGCCCUCCGCUCAGCAUACGAGAACAUCGGCGCGCCGAUGCAGGAGGCGAUGACCGGGAUGGCGCAGGGCGCGACCGGCGGAACUGGAACCGGGACAGGAGGCACUGACGCAGCGGGAGGUGGCGAGCAGGCUGGCUCGGGCUCGGGCCCGAAUACCACGCCGCUCCCGAACCCGUGGGCGGCGCCAGCAGCCGGGACCGGGGCCGGGACCGGCGGUGUGCCGCCAAGCUCGGCCUUUGGCGGCAUGGGCGGUGCGGGCGGCAUGCCGGACCUGGCAAGCAUGAUGCAGAGCCCGAUGAUGGCGCAGACUAUGGCGGCGAUGGCGCAGAACCCGGAGCUGAUGGCGGCGAUGAUGCAGAAUCACCCCAUGCUAGCCAACAACCCGAUGGCAGCGCAGAUGCUGCAGAAUCCUGAGAUGCUGUCUUCAAUGAUGGCGGCGAUGGCGGGCACCGGCGGGAGCGGCAUGCCGGGCUUUGGCGGCGCAGGCGCGGGAGCUGGUGCCGGUGCCGGUGCCGGCGGCGGCUCGCUUCAAGCGCAGGAGGAGGCUGCCGCGCUGCGGUACGCCGACCAGCUUGCUGCGCUCGCCGAGAUGGGCUUUACCGACUACGACGCCAAUCUCCGCGCCCUAGUCAUGACCGGCGGCAACGUCGACGCGGCUGUCCAGCGGCUGCUCGGCGCGUAA